Molecule: messenger RNA, 294 nt
Organism: Anthostomella pinea
Lineage: Eukaryota; Fungi; Ascomycota; Sordariomycetes; Xylariales; Xylariaceae
Source: the annotation of a GenBank genome assembly
AUGCUGCCCAUCCCAGCCCUCCUGGUCAUCGCGCUGGCAGCCAUCACCCACGCCUGGAAGAUCGAGGCAUACAGCAACACCGGAUGCGACGACGGCGGCCACCUGGGCGAAAAGAGCGGAGGACACGGAUCCACAGAAGACGUCAUCUGCGAGGGCGGCGAGAACAGCGGGAUCGAGGCCGGGCUGGCCGUGGGAGAGUGCUACGAUCACACGCGAUAUGAGAGCUUGUUGGGAUACUGGCAUGUGACGUGUCAGGCCGCAGGCGGCGUACUUGGUGGUAUUCUGGAUGAUUGA